This is a messenger RNA of Knipowitschia caucasica, 2229 nucleotides long. Lineage: Eukaryota; Metazoa; Chordata; Actinopteri; Gobiiformes; Gobiidae. The record is from the annotation of a GenBank genome assembly.
AUGUCCGCCAGGAUUAUGCAAGUGGCGAAAUGCCCGACUGAUGAACUGUCACUGACCAACUGUGCCGUCAUCAAUGAAAAGGAGCAGUUGGAACAACAUGUGGUUGUUCGCAACGGUGCGCAGAAGUUUGUGUUCACAUUGAAGACUCAUCCGAGCAUGAGUCCUCAGUCCAUCGGCUUCAGUCUGCCGCAGAGGAAAUGGGCGGUGCUAUCCAUCGGACAAGAGGUCGAAGUGACAAGCUACAAGUUUGACAAGUCCAAACAGUGUAUCAGCACAAUGACCGUGGAGAUAGACUUCCUGCAGAAGAAGAGCAUGGACAGAAACCCGUACGACACCGACAAAAUGAACAGUGAAUUUGUGCAACACUUCAACAACCAGGCCUUCAGUGUGGGCCAGCAGCUGGUGUUAAGUUUUAGUGACAAGCUGUUUAGCAUCGUUGUAAAAGAUAUGGAGGCAAUGGACCCGAGCAUCCUCAAAGGAAAUAAAGCUCCAGGCAACAAGCAAAAGAUCGAGCUUGGUUUGUUGCUUCCAGACAGCCAGGUGAUCUUUGAGAAGUCAGAAACCUCUUCGGUCACAUUAUCUGGCAGAUCAAAGACACGCGAGUCUCGUCAGUCUAUCAUCAGCCCAGACUGGAACUUUGAGGAGAUGGGCAUUGGAGGCCUGGACAAGGAGUUUUCGGCUAUUUUUCGUCGAGCGUUUGCUUCUCGUGUCUUUCCUCCUGAGAUUGUAGAACAAAUGGGUGGCAAGCACGUGAAGGGCAUCCUGCUGUACGGCCCCCCCGGCUGUGGCAAAACCCUGAUGGCGCGGCAGAUCGGCAAAAUGCUUAAAGCCCGAGAGCCCAAGAUUGUCAACGGCCCCGAAAUCCUCAACAAGUACGUGGGGGAGUCUGAAGCCAACGUCCGGAAACUGUUCGCAGACGCAGAGGAUGAGCAGAAAAGACUCGGCGCCAACAGCGGCCUCCACAUAAUAAUAUUUGAUGAGAUAGAUGCCAUCUGUAAGCAGCGUGGAAGCAUGGCCGGCAGCACAGGGGUCCAUGACACUGUUGUCAACCAGCUGUUGUCAAAGAUCGAUGGAGUGGAACAGCUCAACAACAUCCUUGUCAUAGGUAUGACCAACAGGCCGGACCUGAUAGAUGAGGCCCUGCUCCGACCUGGGAGGCUUGAGGUGAAGAUGGAAAUAGGAUUGCCUGAUGAGAACGGCCGUGUCCAGAUCCUACACAUUCACACUGCAAAGAUGCGACAGCAUAACCUGUUGGGAGGUGAUGUCAACAUACAAGAGCUGGCAGUAGAAACGAAAAACUUCAGCGGUGCUGAGUUAGAGGGUCUCGUGAGGGCGGCUCAAUCCACUGCUAUGAACCGGCACAUCAAGGCGAGCAGCACUGUGGAGGUAAACACGGACACAGCAGAGAAACUACUGGUCUGCAGGACGGACUUCUUGGGCUCACUUGAAAAUGACAUCAAACCUGCAUUUGGUACCAACCAAGAAGACUAUGCGAGCUACAUCAUGAAUGGGAUAAUUGUGUGGGGAGAUCUCGUGUCUGCGGUCUUAGACGAUGGGAAGCUGCUGGUGCAGCAGACAAAGAACAGCAAUGCUACUCCUCUGGUCUCUGUGUUACUAGAAGGCCCCCCUAACAGCGGUAAGACUGCCCUGGCAGCUAAAAUCUCUGAAGAGUCAGAGUUUCCCUUUAUAAAGAUCUGUUCCCCGGAUAAGAUGAUCGGACACUCUGAGAUCGCUAAAUGCCAAGCCAUUAAAAAGAUCUUUGAAGAUGCCUACAAAUCCCAACUGAGCUGCAUCGUUGUGGAUGAUAUUGAACGCUUACUGGACUUUGUUCCCAUUGGUCCCCGUUUUUCAAACCUGGUGCUUCAGGCGUUACUGGUCCUUCUUAAGAAACCCCCACCAAAGGGUCGUAAACUACUUAUAAUCGGCACCACGAGUCGUAAAGAUGUCCUUCAGGAAAUGGAGAUGCUGGACGCUUUCAGCACGACCAUCCACGUCCCGAACAUCGCCAACGGAGAGCAGCUCAUCACGGCUCUGGAGAAGCUUGGCAGUUUCAGUGAUCGAGAGCGAGCCAGUAUAGCCAAAGGAGUUAAGGGUGAAAAUUUGUCAAUCGGAAUAAAGAAGCUGCUCAUGCUCAUCGAGAUGGCUGUGCAGAUGGAGCCUGAACACAGAGUCGCUAAGUUUUUAAGUUUAUUAAAGGAAGUAGGAAGAAUGAACCCAAAUAGGUUCUAG